GCGGCCACCGGAGGGCACUACGUUCCCGGUGCGGGAAGGGACCCGCCACCCGCGGACCCCCACUCGGGGACAGCGAUGCGGUGCGCCCCAAGAUCCCGAUAGCCUUAUAUCUGCGGCGGUGAUGGAUGAGCCGUGGUGGGAAGGGCGCGUCGCCUCGGACGUCCACUGCACUCUGCGCGAGAAGGAACUGAAGCUGCCCACCUUCCGUGCCCACUCCCCGCUCCUGAAGAGCCGGCGGUUCUUUGUAGACAUUCUGACCCUGCUAAGCAGACACUGCCAUCUCUGCCCCUCGGCCCGGCACCUGGCCAUCUACCUUUUGGACCACUUUAUGGACCAGUACAACGUCACCACCUCCAAGCAGCUGUACACUGUGGCUGUCUCCUGCCUCCUGCUGGCAAGUAAAUUUGAGGACAGAGAAGACCGCGUGCCCAAAUUGGAUCAGAUAAACAGUACAAGGAUCCUGAGCAGCCAAAACUUCUCCCUCACCAAGAAGGAGCUGCUCACCACAGAACUUCUGCUCCUGGAGGCUUUCAGCUGGGACCUUUGCCUGCCCACGCCCGCCCACUUUCUGGACUACUACCUCUUGGCCUCCAUCAGCCAGAAGGACCACCACUGCCACACCUGGCCCACCACCUGCCUCCGAAAGACCAAAGAGUGCCUCAAGGAGUACGCCCACUACUUCCUGGAAGUUACCCUACAAGAUCAUAUAUUUUACAAAUUCCAGCCUUCUGUGGUUGCUGCAGCCUGUGUUGGGGCCUCCAGGAUCUGCCUUCAGCUUUCUCCCUACUGGACGAGAGACUUGCAGAGGGUCUCAAGCUACUCCCUGGAGCAUCUCAGCACGUGCAUCGAAAUCCUGCUGGUAGCAUAUGACAAUGUCCUCAAGGAUGCCGUUGCAGUCAAGAGCCAGGCACUGGCCAUGGUGCCCAGCUCAUCAUCAGCUCCCACCCAAGUGCUGUUCCAACCACCCACCUACCCUUCUCUCAGCCAGCCACCGCCAACCACACUAGCCCAGUUCCAGAGUCCAGCGCAGGACUUGUGCUUGGCAUAUCGGGACUCGUUGCAGGCCCACCGCUCAGGGACCCUGCUCUCAGGAGACACUGGUCCAUCCCUCCACACGCCAUACCCAACCCUUCAGCCCUUGGAUAUGUGUCCUGUGCCCGUCCCUGCAUCCCUGAGCAUGCAGAUGGCCAUAGCAGCUGAACCCAGGCACUGCCUUACCGCCGCCUACGGAAGCAGCUACUUCAGUGGGAGCCAUAUGUUCCCCACAGGCUGUUUUGACAGCUAGGCCACAAUUGGACCACAGGGAGAAUCCUGGAAGACCCAGACAAAGGAAGUAAAUACCUAAGAGGAGAACUAAUCCAGGUGAGGCAAAGAACCUGGUAUCUUUCAAUAGAGAGGGUCUGUGCUUUUUUUUAAAAAAGAAGAAACCAACAAAACAAAACAUCCAGGGACAUAUCUCACCCAACAGGGUCUCUCUGGGAAACCUCUUUCUUGUGUGCCUGGAAGACAAAGACAUGGCUCUGUGACCAUUCCCUUGAGCUGGGGGAUCCAAUGGAGCGUAUCAGACUGGAAUUUGAGGACUGCAUACAGAUCAGUACUACAUCCGGGCUUCUCAAAGACUACUUUUCACAGCUAUGCCACUGAAAAAGAAGGGGCACCUGGCAUGUUUGUCUAUGUCCCUAGAAGAUCCAAUCCUGAGUGUUCUUCUCUCCCUAGCUCUGCUCCAUGGGCCCCAUGGCCAGUGUUCAUGCCAAGCACUGACCCCACGGGGCCCAGUGAGCAGCUAUCUUGCCCUCUGUAUUUGAAUCCCUAAUCUUUUCAUUCUUCUAGAUAUUCCACAUGCUGCUGCUUCCUGGAACAAUCUAGCUUUCUAUCCUGCAAAAAAUCAUCUUGUUUACAUACCGUGUCAGGGAUUUUUGUGAUACUUGAAAAUUCUGUAGGAGCAAAAAAGUUUUAAUUGCCUCACUGUCUGUCCCACACGAGGCUGUAUCUUUUAUUAACCCAACUCGGGACCAACUGGUGGAUAACAACAGCGAGGGUGAGGAUGCCACCCCUCCCCGUCUGGAAGAGUCCACCCCUCGGAUGCUAGUGUUCUCCUAUUGGACUUGGAUUACUGCCCCCUGGUGGGGGAAUGUUGUUGAGAGGAAGACAAAGGUUUGAACUGGUCCUCACUUCAUGCUCAUAGUUCUUAAACCGAUCCCAGCUCUGAGUUUGGCCGAUAAUUAAUCAUGCUGUGGACUGUUAGAAAAGUGGGGGGACUAAUGAGGUAUGUGACACCAGCAUGGACAGGCAAGAGACUGCUGGAGCAAAAGCCCAUGUCUGGGAUCUGCAGUGCAAGGGCUCAGGAACACCGUCACCGUGUGCAAUAUGUUAUGAUUGUGACUCACAGCCUGUGCUUAAGAUGUUCUUGUGCUUGGGAUUUUUUUUUGUUGUUAUUGCUGUUGUUGUUUUCUGGUCAAGGGACUUGCUGUUCACCCAUCAGAAUUGGAAGGGAGGUGCAAAAGACCACAGAAACAAAAAUCGUAAUUUUGUUUCAGUUGGUUUUGUUUUCUUUUAUUUUGCCCCGAGAUUUUUUUUU
Rattus rattus (black rat) is the source of this 2578-nucleotide messenger RNA. It is a transcript of the gene Ccnjl, whose product is annotated as cyclin J like. Gene Ontology annotation, molecular function: cyclin-dependent protein serine/threonine kinase regulator activity. Gene Ontology annotation, cellular component: cytoplasm; nucleus; cyclin-dependent protein kinase holoenzyme complex. Lineage: Eukaryota; Metazoa; Chordata; Mammalia; Rodentia; Muridae. The transcript is spliced from 6 exons. Gene Ontology annotation, biological process: mitotic cell cycle phase transition; regulation of cyclin-dependent protein serine/threonine kinase activity. The record is from RefSeq and is a predicted model, not a curated record. The coding region runs from base 122 to 1285 and encodes 387 amino acids.